Cylas formicarius (sweet potato weevil) is the source of this 1885-nucleotide messenger RNA. It is a transcript of the gene CAPAr, whose product is annotated as neuropeptides capa receptor-like. Gene Ontology annotation, biological process: neuropeptide signaling pathway. Gene Ontology annotation, cellular component: plasma membrane. The record is from RefSeq and is a predicted model, not a curated record. Lineage: Eukaryota; Metazoa; Arthropoda; Insecta; Coleoptera; Brentidae. The transcript is spliced from 6 exons. Gene Ontology annotation, molecular function: neuromedin U receptor activity. Bases 136 to 1467 code for a protein of 443 amino acids.
GUAUACUCAAUGAGCGGGAGAGACAUGUCGUUGUUCCGCGGCACGUUUUAAAAGGGGACGACGAUCUCCUUCCCCCCUUUUCGCUUUGCGAUUUCGUAGUUUUAAGGGUGCAGUAUCACCGAUCAACCGCCCUCCAUGGAUAUAAUCGUGGAAGAGCUGGAGUUUUUAAACGACUUCCAGAUGGAUUCCAUUUACAAAGCAGAAAAUAUCGAGUGUGGCGAACGCGUGGUCAACGAAUCGGAGGAAAACGUAUUCGACAACCCCUGGACGUACAUCUCGUGUUUCUACGGACCCCAGACGCAGGAGUUGCCUAUUGCCAUUUUUAUUACCGUUAUCAACGUGAUCAUAUUCAUCACGGGUUUACUCGGAAAUAUAGCGGUAUGCAUCGUGAUCUUUAAGCAGCCCACACUUCAUUCUGCCACCAACUACUACCUGUUUAACUUGGCAGUGUCCGACGUCACCCUGCUGAUAUUCGGGUUACCAAACGACGUGAUGAUGUACUGGCACCAAUACCCGUGGUAUUUGGGCGAGGCGUUCUGCAAAUUCCGCGCCCUUAUCUCCGAAACUGCUUCGUACGUGUCGGUCCUGACGAUAGUGGCGUUCUCUACCGAGCGUUACAUCGCUAUCUGCUACCCCCUACAUCGGAGGGCAGUUUCGGGACUUCAAAGGGCAAUCUGGAUCAUAACGGGACUGUGGAUAGUGUCCUUUUUCAGCGCAAUCCCAUUCGCUAUCAGCACGGUGGUCCACUUUCUAGACUAUCCGAUACACUCAAAGCAAUUCAUAGAGGAGUCGGCGAUGUGCGCCAUGACCUCGCAGCCUGCUAACAUCCCACUCACGGAGAUGAGCACGAUUAUCUUCUUCGUUAUACCACUGCUGAUCAUAAUGGUUCAGUACACCAACAUGGGCAUCACUAUAUGGCGUACAGCAGAGACCAACUUCGGUAAUAAGCUAAAAGGAUCGGUGCAUCGGAAAAACCGCAGACUCCAGUCGAACAAAAGCAUCAUCAGGAUGCUGUCGUUCGUGGUGUUGGGCUUCUUCGUUUGCUGGGCCCCAUUUCACGCCCAACGUGUGCUGUCAGUCUACAUGGGCGAUGACGAUGACUCCAACGAAAUCAAAUACUGGGUAUUCCUGAUCACAGGCGUCUUUUAUUACUUCUCGUCUACUCUGAACCCGAUCCUAUACAACGUCAUGUCCGAUCGCAUGCGCAACGCGUUCAAAGAGGUCUUCUUCGGCAUCAAACAGAAGAAACCAUCAACUUACUCCACCUUCAGGGAGACGAGCCACACCACCAUAUCGGUGCAGCACCCAGCACCCAUUUGCAAUCUAUGCAACGACGACGACCUGUACUUGAACAAGGACAGUGCUCUACUGUUCGCUGACAACUCUAGCAAGAGGGGCUCCUAUCAGAAAUGUAGCAAGAAGCACGCCGACUUUUUAAAUGCCAAACAGGAUGAGACCUGCGUCUAAGUGUCUAGAUUUCCGAUAUAAAAUCGAUUGAUGUUUAUACCACUGAACCGCACAAACAACAUUUGACCAUAGGACGAACCUAACAAAUCGAUAAUCUGUCAGGAAAAACUUAAAACUCUAUUAACGAUAGGGCAAUGAGGCUCUGGAACGCGUGCUGAUUGGCGCUGACGUCAACGCAGAUAUGAGUUUGUCCCCGACCGUUCUUGCGCUUUUUGUUUUUUUUUUUACGACCUAUGGUCCAAUGGUUAAAGCGAAUAAGAUCUCUCUACGAGAACGGUGUACUGAUAAUAUCAAAGUGAACCGGAUUCGAGUAGCGAAACGGACGCCUAUCGCUUAUCGACUUCUUUCUCUGAUGUUCAUUCGAUGUCUCUUCUUCGUCGUGCCAAAAAAAAAAUGAAUUGUGAUCUUUUUAGUGAUG